Penicillium atrosanguineum is the source of this 1860-nucleotide messenger RNA. Its product is annotated as flavin-containing monooxygenase. The coding region runs from base 1 to 1860 and encodes 619 amino acids. The record is from RefSeq and is a predicted model, not a curated record. NCBI's taxonomy places the organism in Eukaryota, Fungi, Ascomycota, Eurotiomycetes, Eurotiales, Aspergillaceae. Gene Ontology annotation, molecular function: NADP binding; flavin adenine dinucleotide binding; N,N-dimethylaniline monooxygenase activity. The transcript is spliced from 4 exons.
AUGACUCUACUCGAAAAUCCCGGGAUCUCGACUUUGCCUUCGUUUUCCAAUAUCAAAGAGACAUCCGAGUCGAUCAAAGGUGUUUCGGAGCCAGAGGCGCCUUCCGUGACCGUAAAAAGCACUUUCAAUGAUUUGAAUUCAGAGCGCUCGACCAAACCUCAAUUCGAGGUAGAGGAGCAUCCCAUCGAUGUAGUAAGACCCAUCAAAGUCGGCAUCAUUGGUGCCGGUAUCGCGGGUAUCACUGCUGGCGUGCUGCUACCCGCGAAGCUACCGGGUCUCGAUUUGAGAAUUUAUGACAAGAACGCCGAUGUGGGAGGCACAUGGUUUGAAAACACAUAUCCAGGCGUUCGGUGUGACAUACCUGCACACGCCUAUCAAUCUGGCUUUUCCCCUAACACUCAGUGGACAGAAGAGUUCGCUCAGGGGGCCGAAAUUCGGGACUAUUGGCAAGGCGUUGCGCGAAAGCACAACGUGUAUCAAUACGUUCGAUCCCAGCAACAGGUGAACAAGACUGAGUGGCUGGCUACCGAGGGGAAAUGGAAAGUCACCAUCGCGCAUUUAGAUGGGUCAAACCAAAUCUACGAAGAAAAGCUGGAUGUUGUCAUCAACGCCAUCGGUCAUUUCAAUGCCUGGAAACUGCCUGAUUACGAGGGUGUUGAGAAUUAUAGAGGCGCUCUCUUUCAUUCUUCUAAUUGGGACCACACAAUCGACCUUAAGGGCAAACGCAUUGCACUCAUAGGUAACGGAGCAUCUGGUCUUCAAGUCCUUCCAUCAAUCGAGCCCAUCGCAAGCCACGUCGAUCACUAUGCGCGGAACCCAACUUGGAUUGCCGACUCCUUCAGCAGUGGAAAUGCAGGCGUACGCCGACUGGAACCAAACUUGUUCUCCGUGGACCAGCUGGAGUCUUUCAAAGAUCCCAAUGAAUACUUGAAGUAUCGCACAGAGGUAGAGAAGGGAUACUUCCAGCGCUUCGGAGCAAUCUUCAAGGACACUCCUGAAAACCAAGAGCUACGUGAGAAGUGGACUGGAAUCAUGCUGAGUCGUAUCGCCGGCAAAACAGAUCUCAAAGACAAGAUUCUUCCUGACUUCCCACCGAACUGCCGUCGGCCCACUCCAGGGCCAGGCUACCUUGAAGCCUUAACCAAGGAUCAUGUCGACUAUAUUCAAACACGUAUCAAGCGGUUCACAGAAACAGGAAUUGUUACUGAAGACGGUGUCGAGAGAGAAGCAGAUAUCACAAUCUGUGCAACCGGCGCCAACGUCGACCACGCGCCUCCGUUCUCCAUCAUCGCCAACGGCAUCGAUCUCAAAUAUGCCUGGAAGAAAGACGGAUCUUUCGGAUUUCCCUACUCCUAUCUUGGAUUUGCGACACCAGGAUUUCCCAACCUACUCUGGCUCGGUGGUCCGUAUGCAUCUGGACACAGCGGUACAGUUCCAAAUAGCCUUGAGAACCAAAUAACGUACAUUGCAAAGGUCCUGCGCAAAAUUCGCAGCCAGGGCAUCAAGUCCAUUGCGCCGUCAAAGCAAGCAACGGAUGACUUUGUGGAAUACUGUGACAACUUCUAUCCACGCACUGUCUGGACAGCGAACUGCAGCUCUUGGUAUAAUGGUGGAACCCCCGGUUCUAGGAUUCAUGGUUUGUUCCCGGGUAGUGCGUCUCAUGCGAACUAUAUUCGCAGAGAUCCACGCUGGGAGGAUUGGGAGUAUGACUAUGUCAAUCCGAGUGGUAACCGCUUUGCUUAUUUUGGUAACGGUUGGACUUCGAGGGAGUUGGAGCCGGAGGCGAUGUUGACGCCACAUCUUAGACUUCCUGGGGAGGUUGACUUGAAGUCUUGGAUGGAGGGCUGGUGGGAUGUUUGA